AUGGCCAACCCAAGAGGGGAAUGCAUGGCCAUCACACUUAGGAGUGGAAAAGUGUUAGAAGAAGCCACCCAAAACCAGGAAAACCACGAAGAAAAAGCUGCAAAAAAGCCUGAAAACAGGAAGAAAGAAGAGGCCCCUAGCCCGUCUUCACCAUUGGAGCAAAUGCCCCUAUACGCAAAGUUCCUGAAGGAGCUCAUGACAAGAAAAAGAAACUGGGGUGAAAAGGAGACUAUAGUCCUAACUGAGGAAUGUAAUGCCAUCAUACAAAAGAAACUCUUCCAGAAAAUGAAGGACACAAGGAGUUUCCAAAUCCCCUGCAUCAUAGCAGAUAUCACUAUUGAAAAGGCUUUGUGUGACUUGGGAGCUAGCAUCAAUCUCAUAUCCUUGAACAUGAUGAGAAAGAUGAGAAUUGAGGAAGCCAAACCAACAAGAAUGGUACUCCAACUAGCUGACAGAACAUUCAAGUUUCCACAUGGAGUGGUGGAAGAUUUAUUGGUGAAGGUGGGAGAAUUCAUCUUCCCAGCUGACUUUGUUGUGCUAGACAUGGAAGAAGAGGCAAACACUUCAAUUAUCCUAGGAAGGCCGUUCCUAGAUACUGCUGGAGCCAUCAUUGAUGUGCAAAAAGGAGAACUAGUCUUGAGAUUACAUGAGGAAAAGAUGGUCUUCAAUGUCUUCAAGGCAACGAGUUAUCCUAAGGAAGCAAUAAGAGAAUGCAUGAUGGUGGACACCAUAGAACAAAUAGUCCAAGGAGUUUUGGAGGAAGAGCAAUAUGAAGGAAGUAUGGAAUUAGAGUAA
Molecule: messenger RNA, 795 nt
Organism: Arachis duranensis
Lineage: Eukaryota; Viridiplantae; Streptophyta; Magnoliopsida; Fabales; Fabaceae
Exons: 2
Coding region: 1-795 (264 amino acids)
Source: RefSeq, a predicted model, not a curated record